UCUCUGGAACAAAAUAUUCUUGAGAAUUGUUGAUGAGCUCAGCAGCUGUGCUUGGAUCAGGGAAGGACAAUGUCCUGACAGAUCGUUGCUCACAUUGCUGUAGUUUAUUGCUUAGCCUAACUAAUCAGCAAGAAUGGAGGCAAGCAGUGGCACAGGCAGGAAUUUUGAUGGUGGAUUUAACUCACUGAUUUGUGAAGAGGACUUGGACAACAAUGGGCGUCCUUCUUUCCCCCGAUUUAACUGGCCCCAUCAACAAGUGCUCAUGUUCAGUAUGACAUCUGGGAAAAGGUGCAGAGCGGCUGCAGCGAUGUUGGCGCUCCUUGCGGCUGUUUUACUGAUAGUCGUUAUCAGCAUGGGAGCCCAUUACAACAAACUCACCGACACCCACCUCACACUUGACGACACUAAGGCCAUCAGCAAAGAGCCGGUCAGAAACCUGAAUUCUUCCAAGACGGCAGAGGAAAACAUAAAGAGCGCCAAAAAGCAGCUGGCUAGUGAGCUGAGUCUCCAGAAGGAAACCAAGUGGGAGUUUGAGUACCAGACAAAAAGAAGCACUGAAUACCAAAAGAAGAUCGAUAAAAUGACGACAGACAUCAUGAUGCUGAGAUCAAACUUACCACUGAUCAAGGACGGCUGCAGACACUGUCCACCAGGAUGGAUUUUGAUCAACUCCAUCUGUUACUUCUUCCCUUUCACGGACUUUGCUGGAGGCUAUAGAUCAUGGCAAAAUGCCAGAGACUUCUGCCAAGCCUACGGAGGAGAUCUUGCAAUUAUAGACACCAAAGACAAAGAAAACUCGACUGUGAAAUACAUGAGAGCUAAAGACCUAAAGAACACGGAUGGUUUCUGGAUUGGAAUUAGAGAUAUUCACGAGGAAGGGAUUUGGAAAUGGCUGAAUGGAGAAGAGCUUGUUGAAGGGUACUGGAAUGAUGGAGAACCAAACGAUGUUAACGAUGAGGACUGCGGAGCAGUGUAUAGCAGAGAAAACAUCUUCAAGAAUUGGAACGAUGUUGACUGUAAAGCAACGAUGAAAUGGCUCUGCGAAAAAGCACCAGCUUCUAUGAGCUCAAGUUCCUUGUACUGGUGAUUCUUACAUACUCUUCAUGCUGUACGCACACGUUGUUAUCAUACAAAUCGAAUAAACUGCGAACUGCUGACGGUGUAUCCUACAAAUUGUUUUACAUUAUUACCAAGAUGCUUUAUCCUAGUGUCUGUUUAUACACCAGCCUCCACUUAUAGAGGGAGUAGUUAAGGACAAAUAUCUGCUUACAAUUAAACCUAUAGUGUGUUAUAAAGGGGUUGUUGAUUAUGAAAUUGCUUAAUAAAUGCUUGAUAAUCCUC
This is a messenger RNA of Mugil cephalus (flathead mullet), 1341 nucleotides long. Its product is annotated as CD209 antigen-like. The coding region runs from base 134 to 1087 and encodes 317 amino acids. NCBI's taxonomy places the organism in Eukaryota, Metazoa, Chordata, Actinopteri, Mugiliformes, Mugilidae. The transcript has 6 exons. The record is from RefSeq and is a predicted model, not a curated record.